Messenger RNA from Carlito syrichta (Philippine tarsier), 3018 nucleotides. RefSeq names its product small ArfGAP2 (gene SMAP2). NCBI's taxonomy places the organism in Eukaryota, Metazoa, Chordata, Mammalia, Primates, Tarsiidae. Gene Ontology annotation, molecular function: GTPase activator activity. The record is from RefSeq and is a predicted model, not a curated record. The coding region runs from base 448 to 1737 and encodes 429 amino acids. The transcript has 10 exons.
GGGCUGGGCUGGGUGGAGGUGGAGAGGAAGAGCUGCCGGAAGUAGGCGGCAGAGGUGUUGGCCGAGCCCUCGGCAACUGCCAGGGAAGCCGAGGCUCGGGGCGCAGGACCAGCACACGGGGAGGCCGAGGAGUCAUUUCUGCGUCUGGCACCCAGGAGACCCGUGGGUUCCCUUUACCUGGGCUGAGGGUCCCAGGUCCAGCAGCCUCCCCUGGACUUGGGCCUCUCCCUAAACCCGCCAGGGGGCGCCGCGCUGGGGGGCUGUGGAGUGGGGGGCGGACGCCGCUGACCGGAGAAGGGGCACCGGGCGAAGCGGGAGGAGAGGGCUCUCCCCCGCUCAGGUGGUGCCCCUGGGCGGGGGACCGGGAGUCUUCACCCCCGGACUGAGGCAGGGACUUUUGGGGGCGAGGAGGGCGCGUCGUCCUCUGCCCCCGCCGGCACCCUGGCCAUGACGGGCAAGUCGGUGAAGGACGUGGAUCGCUACCAGGCGGUCCUGGCCAACCUGCUGCUGGAGGAGGAUAACAAGUUUUGUGCGGACUGCCAGUCUAAAGGGCCACGAUGGGCCUCCUGGAACAUUGGUGUGUUCAUCUGCAUUCGAUGUGCUGGAAUCCACAGGAAUCUUGGGGUGCACAUAUCCAGGGUAAAAUCAGUGAACCUCGACCAGUGGACUCAAGAACAAAUCCAGUGCAUGCAAGAGAUGGGGAAUGGAAAGGCAAACCGACUUUAUGAAGCCUACCUUCCUGAGACUUUUCGGCGACCUCAAAUAGACCCAGCUGUCGAGGGAUUUAUUCGAGAUAAAUAUGAAAAGAAGAAAUAUAUGGAUCGAAGUCUGGACAUCAAUGCCUUUAGGAAAGAAAAAGAUGAUAAGUGGAAAAGAGGGAGUGAACCAGUUCCAGAGAAAAAAAUGGAACCUGUUGUUUUUGAGAAAGUGAAAAUGCCACAGAAAAAAGAAGAUCCACAGCUACCUCGGAAAAGCUCCCCGAAAUCCUCAGCACCUGUCAUGGAUUUAUUGGGCCUUGAUGCUCCUGUGGCCUGCUCCGUUGCAAAUAGUAAGACCAGCAAUACUCUAGAGAAGGAUUUAGAUCUUUUGGCCUCUGUUCCAUCCCCUUCCUCGUCAGUUUCCAGAAAGGUUGUAGGUUCCAUGCCAACUGCAGGGAGUGCCGGCUCUGUUCCUGAAAACCUGAACUUGUUUCCAGAACCAGGGAGCAAAUCAGAAGAAGUAGGCAAAAAACAACUGUCUAAGGACUCCAUCCUUUCACUAUAUGGAUCCCAGACGCCACAAAUGCCUACUCAAGCAAUGUUCAUGGCUCCUGCUCAGAUGGCAUAUCCCACAGCCUACCCCAGCUUCCCUGGGGUUACACCUCCUAAUAGCAUAAUGGGGAGCAUGAUCCCCCCACCAGUAGGCAUGGUAGCUCAGCCAGGAGCUUCUGGGAUGGUUGCCCCCAUGGCCAUGCCUGCAGGCUAUAUGGGUGGCAUGCAGGCAUCGAUGAUGGGUGUGCCGAAUGGAAUGAUGACCACCCAGCCAGCUGGCUACAUGGCAGGCAUGACAGCCAUGCCCCAGACUGUAUAUGGGGUUCAGCCAGCUCAGCAGCUGCAGUGGAACCUUACUCAGAUGACCCAGCAGAUGGCUGGGAUGAACUUCUAUGGCGCCAACGGCAUGAUGAGCUAUGGACAGUCAAUGAGCGGUGGAAAUGGACAGGCAGCAAAUCAGACUCUCAGUCCUCAGAUGUGGAAAUAAAAACAAAACACCUGUAUGGCCGCCACGUUCAUCAGCCCUAGCGCUCUCCUUUCCCUAUCCUCCUCGCCCCAUCCUCUUUUCCGACCUCUCUCUCUUUGGUUUAGAGAUUGCUCCAUAAGUCAUUUGGGGCUUGGCAUCCUGCCCAGCCUGGCCACUUCCCAAACACAAAGACCUCUCUGUUGCUUUAUGUUGUACAUGUCCCCUAGCCAUCCCAACUUCUUCCCCAGGCUCUCGGCCCUGAGUCCUCUCCUGGCACCAGCACCUUAGAAAUUGUUGGCAGAGGCACUUAACUUGCAGGAGAAAUGUGCAUACCUUUGAGUACCUUCCCUCAAGGUUAAACCUCUAUCAGACUCUCAGAAGGGUCUAUAGGUGUUAUGUAUUAGGGAAAAGAGAAAGUUUAGAGAUCUAUGUGUUAAUAAGCUAUUUCUAAGUAUUUAAAUUUGAAGACGGAGGCAUCAUGUUCAUAUGAUUUAUAGGAAUGCAGAAAGUACUGAAAUCAAAUUAAAUACUCCUUGGGUCUUGGAUCAGGUUGACCCUAACCCUGAGAUGAGGCAAGCCCCCCCUCCUGUGAGGAUGAGCAAAAAUAUUACUGUAUUCGCCCUGAGUUGCUUUCUGGAUCUAGGCCUUCAGGACUUGCUGCUUCAGUCAGCCUUUAUUAGCACCAAAGACUUUAUGAAGAUCCCACACACAGACACGCAUCUCUUUCCUGCCUCCUACCUGCCUUCAGUAGGAUCUGGCUCCAUGGCUGGAGGACCAACCCCUACAGUGGGAAUGCAGAGCUUAAUGUGUGUGCUGCUCACGUGCGUGCGUGUGUGUGCGUGUGCAUGUGUGUGUGUGUGUGUGUGAGUGUGUGUUUUCCACCUCCCACUUCCCAUCUGCUCUGGGUGUUUUUUUUGUUUGUUUGGUUGUUGUUUUUUUUUUUUUAGUUUUAGGUUUACAACAGAGAGGAAUUAAUUUAUCAACAGCCUAAAGCUGUUACGUUUUUCUUCUAGUUUUAAAAAAUUGCCAUCUCAUUGAUAGCUCCCUUUUUCCUCUCAAUCUACUCCCAAUCUGCUGAUCACUCUUUCAUGCCUGUAUAUCUGGGGUGCUCUGUUUCCCCUCCUUUCCCAGGUGUAUGAGGCAGAGAGCCAGGACAGCUUUCCUCUCAGUCCUUGUUCACCCCACUUGAAAAUUGAAACAAGAAAACUUUGCUUAAAAGAUUUCAUGUGUGGGAACCACAAUUCUUGGUUGCCUUUCUCCUGUGUAUGUGUAAAUUCCUUAAUAAAUAUUGCAGGGAAGAAC